Molecule: messenger RNA, 2796 nt
Organism: Knipowitschia caucasica
Lineage: Eukaryota; Metazoa; Chordata; Actinopteri; Gobiiformes; Gobiidae
Source: the annotation of a GenBank genome assembly
AUGACGCUGCGUGCCAUCAUCACCACCAGCGCUCCCCGCGUCUCACGCACGACCCAUCCAUCCCAUCCCCAGCAUCUCUGCGUGCAUCACAUCCGCCUGCAGCUGGAGGCCAGAGCCCAGGGCGGGGGUGACCGCGCGGUGGAGGCGUUUUGCGCUCUCGAUGAACCGGAGAUCGGCUUGACACCGGCGGACUGCACAGGACUGCACUCCAUUUCCAUGACGACCGAGCGGGUUGUGGGUGCGGAGAUGAGGAGUGCGAUGGAGGCAGACACCAGGAGAGCCAAUCAGGUCCCCGAGGAUCCUGACAUGGAUGAUAGUUCGGAGAAAACCCCAAGCAAAGCUUCCAAAUCUCCCCAGAAAAGCACCAAAAGACCCAAGACCGUGCGUGUCAAAAUCACUUUACUGGAUGGAUCGGACUAUGACACAGCAGUGGAGAAAUUUGCCAAAGGACAGACGCUGCUGGACAUGGUGUGUGGCCAUCUGAACCUGCUGGAGAGAGACUACUUCGGACUCAUGUUCCAAGACACUGACCACUCCAAGAAUUGGCUGGAUCCUUCCAAAGAGAUUAAGAAGCAAAUUCGGGUGGGCUCCUGGGUGUUCGCUUUCUCAGUAAAGUUUUAUCCUCCGGAUCCAUCGGUGCUCAUCGAAGACAUCACCAGAUACUACUUGUGUCUCCAGCUGCGCGAUGACAUCUUGUCCGGACGCCUGCCUUGCUCCUUCGUCACCCACGCGCUCUUAGGUUCCUACACGGUGCAGGCUGAAAUAGGCGACUAUGAACCAGAGGAGCACGGCCCGGAUUACGUCAAUGAUUUCCGCUUUGCACCAAAUCAAACGCGAGAGCUGGAGGAGAGAGUCAUGGAGCUGCACAGAAACUACAGGGGGAUGAGUCCAGCAGAGGCGGAGAUGAACUUUCUAGAAAAUGCCAAGAAGCUUUCGAUGUAUGGAGUGGACUUACACCAAGCCAAGGAUUCAGAGGGUAUUGACAUAAUGCUGGGGGUCAGUGCCAGCGGUCUGCUCAUCUACAGAGACCGCCUCAGAAUCAACCGUUUUGCUUGGCCAAAGAUUCUCAAGAUUUCCUACAAGAGGAGCAACUUCUACAUCAAGAUCCGUCCGGGAGAGUACGAGCAGUUUGAGAGCACCAUAGGCUUCAAGCUUCCCAACCACCGGGCUUCCAAGAGGCUCUGGAAAGUCUGCAUUGAGAAUCACACUUUCUUCAGGUUGGUGUCUCCAGAGCCUCCUCCGAAGGGCUUCCUGGUGAUUGGCUCAAAGUUCCGCUACAGUGGGAGGACACAGGCCCAGACCAGACAGGCCAGCUCCAUGAUUGACAGACCCGCCCCCCUGUUCGAACGCUCCGUCAGCAAAAGGCACAUGCUGCCGCGGAGCCUGGACGGAGCCUCUGCUCUCGGGGACAGCAUGGACCAGCUGUCUCAGAGGAGCUCCAGUGACCGCACGCAGUUCAUGUCCCGGGACGAUCUGGACCAGGAGGGGAGUCUGGACCUGGACCAUGACCAGUACCAGUAUGAAGACCAGAGCGAGUUCACAGACCAGGAGUUAGACCAGGGUCCAGACCAAUGUGACGUCUCCCCACCCCACAGCAAAACCAUUGAAUUAAAGCGAGAGGAGGCAGGCUCGCCACCAGACUCAAAGCCGGAGCAGUUCUUGGACAAACCCGAGGACGUCCUUCAGAAGCACCAGGCGAGCAUCAACGAGCUGAAGAGAGCUCUGCGGCAGCCCAACAGCAAGAAGCGCGUCCCCCCCUCCCCUUCCCCCGGAGGAACCCCCGAACGCAAGCCCACCGAGACACCUCCCACUCCUUCCAUCCAUGAGGAGCCUCUUAUCGAAGCAUCCCGGGAUCUGUGGGAGCGGCGCCUGGGCUCUGUGUCAGAGGAUGAUCAGGACCAUGAGAGCCUGUAUCUGAAGGAGAGUCACCUGGGCAUCGAGAGGAAGUGCUCCAGCAUCACAGUGAGCUCCACGUCCAGCCUGGAGGCCGAGGUGGACUUCACGGUGCUCACAGACCUGCACAGCGGCAUGGAGGAGUUCUCCCGUGGCAUGGAGGAGCUCGGAGAGAGAGAUUUGUCUCCAGACCGAGGCCUGUGCCUGGGCAUCGACCUCCUGCAGCAGCACCUCCCUGAACCACUGCCCCCUCUAGUGGCCGCCCCCAUGCCCAAAAUCAGCAGCAGCCCACCCACCAGAGCUGUGCAGCUGGAGGAAGCCCGAAGGACUGAGGGCCUAGAGGUCAUCAGACAGCCUGUGGUUCCUAAAAAGCCCAAGCGGUCGGUGCCAGUGUCGUCGAGUGUGGACAGAGAAGGCAGUCGAGUGGGUGCUGUGGCUCCUCUGAGCAGAGAGGCCAGUGAUGUGACCCCCGCCGCGGCCCCCAGGAAGUCAGAGAGCCAGCGCAACGGAGCCGAGGUCACCACCACCAUUGUGGAAUUCACUGACCAGGAUCAUGGUCUCAGCAGUCUCAGCGAUGUGUCCUACUCAACAAGACAAAGUGUUUCUCCAGUUCACAUGAGCACGUUUGGCAGAGAGAGUGCCGGCUCACCCAUCCUCACCACUGAGAAUGUGACUUCCGCCACUACUCAUGUCACCAAAACGGUGAAGGGAGGGUACUCCGAGACCAGGAUUGAAAAGAGGAUCAUCAUCACAGGAGACGAUGAUGUGGACCAAGAACAGGCUUUGGCCAUCGCGAUCCAGGAGGCCCGGCAGCAGCACCCGGACAUGCUGGUGACGAAGGCUGUGGUCGUCAGGGAAACAGAGUCGUCCACUGAAGAUCGACACGGGGCCUCGGAGUUGUGA